UUUUUAGGGUGAAAUGGACGGUCUAGAUAACAUAUUACAAUUUACAUUACUUUUAGGGCUUGAAAUCCUAUGUUUGUCACAACCAAAAUGAUCAAGGCCAAGAUGAUUGAUUUGAUGGUUUUCUGUUGCAAAAAUUGCAAUUUUUAGUACGUUUUAAGGUACGUUUACUUAUUUUGUUAGGGCUGCAGCCCUAUCAAAACAAUUUCCUUGCAUAAAUCAUAUAUUUUGUUGAUUCAGUUAAGUUUUCCUCUCAAUUUUUCUACUUUUCUUUACAAUUUUAACAGAUAGAAUUUUCCCUAGCAUACCCAAGGGAAUACCUUCUUUCAAGAUUGGAGUCGAGAAGCAUUGUUGAGCAAUUGUGGCCUGGUGAUGAGAGCAAUUACAAGUACUUGGAGUUAGCAAGACUCGACUUGAAUUCUCUACAGAUGCUCUAUGCGGAAGAGAUCCAAGAAGUAGUUAGUUGGUGGGAAGACGCGGGCUUUACGAAGAUUGAAUUUGCAAGACAAGGGGUUGUAAAGAGUUAUUUCACUGUAGCAGCUGGCAUAUAUGAACCAGAAUACAAAAAAUUCCGGGUCGAGUACACGAAAUUUGGGAUGAUGGCUGCUCUUAUGGACGACAUCUAUGACCUCAAAAGCAACUGCCCUGAAGAUUUGAGGCUCUUAACUAAGGCAAUCCAUAGAUGGGAUCGUUCAAUUCUCAGCGGUCUACCAAAACAUAUGGGUGUUUUCUUCAACGGCAUCAAUGCAGCAAUUACUAAUGUCGCUGAAGAAUCACGCACAGUACAAGGGCGCAAUGUCAUUCACUUAAUAAGAGGACCGUGGGAGGAAUUGGCGUCACUGCAUGGAAAGGAAGCAGAAUGGAGGCAUUCAGGGUGCAUACCCUCCUUGGAGGAGUAUCAAAUGGUGGCUAACCUUAGCGUUUCUACCAGCGUCACUGCCUUGAGUCCGAUAUUCAUCAUAGGAGAAGUCAUUUCCGACGAGAUGCUACGGUUGGUGGGUCAAUGCUCAAGAUUUCUCUAUCACAUUGGACUCAUUAGCCGACUUAGCAAUGACAUUGUCACCUCAGAGAGGGAAGAGCGUUUAGGCAUGAUGGCAUCAAGCAUUGGAUGCUUCAUGAAAGAUUACCCCGGGAGCACCAAGGCCGAAGCCAUGGCUCAUUUGCAGGGUUUGAUCGAAUCCAGCAAUCGAGAAUUGGAGUGGCAACUGUUUGAGUUGAAAGGAGUUGUGCCUGACUCGGUUCUUCGUGCACUUAUAAACUUUGGAAGAACCAUGGCUCUCAUUUACAAGAACUCGGAUGGCUUUAGCAGCAUGUCCGAUCCAGGAUUGGAGCAGCUACUGAUGGAUUUUCUCUAUAAGCCACUUGCUUAAUAUGGCUAUAUUGUGUGGUGUAUUAGUUCAUAAAUGGUGCUUUAAUGAUGUAGAAUCUGAUUACAUAAAUGGUAAAUAAAUCUUAGAAUUAUGCAU
This is a messenger RNA of Amborella trichopoda, 1463 nucleotides long. Its product is annotated as bifunctional levopimaradiene synthase, chloroplastic. The record is from RefSeq and is a predicted model, not a curated record. Lineage: Eukaryota; Viridiplantae; Streptophyta; Magnoliopsida; Amborellales; Amborellaceae. Gene Ontology annotation, molecular function: terpene synthase activity; magnesium ion binding. Gene Ontology annotation, biological process: terpenoid biosynthetic process.